UAGAAGCAAGUCGCUCCCGUGCCUUCCCGCCUCGCCUACAAAAAAAUUUGCUUACUUACUCAAGACUAUUAAAGUGAUCAUAAUUUAUUUCAUCUUAAAAAUUUCUGGUACUUGUGAAUAUUUUAUGUUAAACUGAGAAAAGAUAUAAAGUAUCAAAUGAGCCAAAAUGGCUAACAAAUCCCAAACAUUAUUGGAUAUAUUCCACGAGAUACUUGCUGCAUCAGGGAACUCUUCGGAUAUAAAAAGCAUUGAUGAGAGCAGAAUACUUUCAGUACUAAAGGAACAAGCAUCGAAAGAGAGAAGUAAAGAAAACAUUGGAUCUGUCCUAGUGAAAGUGGUGAACGAUGCUAAGCUUAAUAUUCCUAUGAAACCCGAAACGUGCGGUUAUUGUGAAGGUGAUUUCAGAGACGUUGUGGAAGCCUACAACAUCAUUCAUGGAUACGUAAGCUUAAUAGUAUGUACGAUAGGUGUGCUAGCGAACACAAUGAACGUCGCGGUGCUGACGCGGCGCGACAUGGCGGCCGCGCCGAUCAACCGCCUCCUGAAAUGGCUGGCUGUCGCUGACGUCUUCGUCAUGCUUGAAUACGUUCCUUUCUCGAUUUAUAAAUACCUGAUACUUCCAGAGACCUUAGAUUUUUCAUAUUCAUGGGCCAUGUAUCUUUUAUUUCACAUGCAUUUUGCCCAAAUACUACAUACUGCUUCGAUAUGCUUGACACUUUCAUUAGCUAUAUGGAGGUACAUCGCCAUAAAGUACUCUGAUAGAAGCCAUAUUUUAUGUACGGAGAGGCGGUGCAGUGUGGCUAUAUUGAGCAGUUUCAUUCUACCGCCAAUUUUAUGCAUACCCACGUUCAUGGUAUUUGACAUCCACACAAAGAACAUCAGUGACAUAAAUGGCCAUGCUGACAUCGUGUACCACGUCGAUUCUAACAGCCAAGGAAGUUUGUAUCAAAUUAAUUUCUGGGUACAUUCCGUUCUUAUAAAAUUGUUGCCCUGUUCGAUAUUAACUGUGAUAAGCAUGUGGCUGAUAAGGGCAUUGUAUAACGCAAAUCAACAUCAGAAGAACUUAAGAAAUUACAGUGCCUGUCCAGCCGCCGAGAAAAUGGUGAAAAGACAGCACAAGGCUGAUAAGAGAACAGAUAGAACAACUAAAAUGCUACUUGCGGUUUUAUUGCUAUUCCUGGUGACGGAAUUACCACAAGGAAUUUUGGGGCUUAUGAGUGGAUUACUGGGGUCGUGUUUUUUUAAACGAUGUUACGGCCUUUUUGGUGAAUUGAUGGACUUCCUAGCUUUGUUGAAUGGAGCUAUAAAUUUUAUCUUGUAUUGCUCAAUGUCACGGCAGUUCCGGCAGACUUUCCGCCAGUUGCUACUGCAGAAACACUUCGGCAGAUUCCUCCCAGCGACUGCUUCCCACUCGGACUCACACAACCAGAACACGUACACGGAAAAGAUAAAAAGAUAACUACAGCAGAGCACCAAUAUUUGAGUAACUGUG
Zerene cesonia (dogface butterfly) is the source of this 1492-nucleotide messenger RNA. It is a transcript of the gene NGR-A8, whose product is annotated as sex peptide receptor-like. Lineage: Eukaryota; Metazoa; Arthropoda; Insecta; Lepidoptera; Pieridae. Gene Ontology annotation, biological process: G protein-coupled receptor signaling pathway. Gene Ontology annotation, molecular function: G protein-coupled peptide receptor activity. Gene Ontology annotation, cellular component: membrane. Bases 167 to 1459 code for a protein of 430 amino acids. The transcript is spliced from 7 exons. The record is from RefSeq and is a predicted model, not a curated record.